Molecule: messenger RNA, 450 nt
Organism: Helobdella robusta
Lineage: Eukaryota; Metazoa; Annelida; Clitellata; Rhynchobdellida; Glossiphoniidae
Exons: 5
Coding region: 1-450 (149 amino acids)
Source: RefSeq, a predicted model, not a curated record
AUGAGUGUAUUUGGCAAAAAAGCUAAGAGACCUGAAGAUAUGACUUGUUGGGCCACCAUAAAACUCAUAAGUAACAAUUCACAUGUAGGAGGAGACGCGUGCAUUCGUGUUGAACAGCAUUGCACGGUAUCAAGAUGUAUAGGCAUCGUACACAAGGCACAACAACCGAGUACGCAUCUCCUCGCCGUGUGCACUCAACAUGUACCCCUCUGCUGGUUUGUGUACGUGUUGCCUCUGUUGGGGUGGGUGAGUUGUGAAACCGGCACAUGCCUGCAUUCAAUGCUGGAGAUAAUGGUCUGUAACGUGAUCAACAAUUUUUUGGGCAUUUCCACUCAGUGGCAUGAGCUCAGCAACACACAAGGCAUAAAAGUUAUAUACUCCAUUUCAAUGAACAAUGAAGAUUUCACAAGUUCGCAUUCUUCAAGCAGAAGCGGCCCAAAGUUUGACUAG